AUGGCAUGUCAUGUUAUUGGGAUUGAAGUUGAUAUUAUGUCUUGCUAUUUCUUGUUGAAAUGUUUGGUAGAUGCAAAUAGAGUGGGUGAUGAUGAUGAUGAUGAUGGUGUGAGUGUGAGGUGUUUUUUUGAGGAUUUGAGAAAUUUUGGUCCAACGCCGAAUAUCCACACUUAUACAAUCAUGAUGAAUUUUUAUUGUAGAGAUGUUCGGUGCAGUGCUGAUAUCAGUCCGGCUUCUGAGAUUUUCGGGAACAUUUAUAGGAGUGGGGAAACCCCGAAUGUUGUCACGUAUAGUACUUAUAUUAAGGGACUUUGUAAAGCUGGUUCUCUUAGGGUUGUAUGGAAGUUAAUUUGUAACAUGUGCCGUGAAAACCAGCCAAUCAAUAACCAUUGUUUUAAUGCUAUCAUGUAUGGGUUGUGUCAAAGAGGUGAGUUAGAUGAAGCUUCACAAGUUUUGGAAGAAAUGAAGAGCAUCGGAAUAUUGCCCGAUGUUUAUGGUUAUUAUGUUUUUGUUAAUGCUAAAGAUGUUGGGAUUGAAGUUGAUAUUAUGUCUUGCAAUUUCUUGUUGAAAUGUUUGGUAGAUGCAAAUAGAGUGGGUGAUGAUGAUGAUGAUGAUGAUGAUGAUGGUGUGAGUGUGAGUGUGAGGUGUUUUUUUGAGGAUUUGAGAAAUUUUGGUCCAACGCCGAAUAUCCACGCUUAUACAAUCAUGAUGAAUUUUUAUUGUAGAGAUGUUCGGUGCAGUGCUGAUAUCAGUCCGGCUUCUGAGAUUUUCGGGAACAUUUAUAGGAGUGGGGAAACCCCGAAUGUUGUCACGUAUAGUACUUAUAUUAAGGGACUUUGUAAAGCUGGUUCUCUUAGGGUUGUAUGGAAGUUAAUUUGUAACAUGUGCCGUGAAAACUAG
Medicago truncatula (barrel medic) is the source of this 900-nucleotide messenger RNA. RefSeq names its product pentatricopeptide repeat-containing protein At1g62680, mitochondrial. The coding region runs from base 1 to 900 and encodes 299 amino acids. Gene Ontology annotation, molecular function: protein binding. The transcript has a single exon. Lineage: Eukaryota; Viridiplantae; Streptophyta; Magnoliopsida; Fabales; Fabaceae. The record is from RefSeq and is a predicted model, not a curated record.